AUGGCUACAGUUACGAUAGCCGGUGACAAGUUAUUUAUUUGUCCCGGAUGCCAGAGAGGCGGCUUCAAAAGUCUCGGUGCCGUCAAAGCCCAUUUUGAGUCUAAAGGUCACAAAAUUUCUUGCAUACCAUGCGACAGAUCUUUCGGCAAUAUCACCGCCUUGCUGAAACACUCCCAAAAGCAUGAAAAGCCCCUAGAUGGUCCCGAUCUCAAGUCUCUCAAGCCAGCAAAACAAGCCCAAAAGAGCGCGAAAUAUGAGAACCCCGAGGAUUUUACUGAAUUGUUUUCUGUGGAAGCGGAACCAGUCCCAAAGAGCAAGAAAUCCAAGAAAUUCAAGAAAUCCCAGGAUCCUACUGAACCCAUAUCUUUGGAACCUGUGGAACCAGCCCCAACGAGCAAGAAGUCUAAGAAGUCCCAAGACCAUGCCGAUCCUGUCUCUAUCAAGCCAGCAAAGCCAACUCCGAAGAACACAAAGCCUGAGAAACCCCAGGAUCGUGCUGAGGUCUUAUCUACCAAGCCUGUGGAACCUGCUCCGAAGGCUAAGAAGUCUAAGAAGUCCAAGGACCGGUCAGAGCUCCUGCCUGUCAAGUCUGCGGAAGCUGUUCCAAAGCCUGUAUCAACUGAGAUAUCAUCACGUCUUCCACCGCAAAGGCCAGAGGCUCCUAGGGACCCAUGGGAUGCGACAAGCACCCCUACCCCAAACGCAAAUUACCAUGUCACCCUUGAACCGCUCGAGCAAAACCUGAUAUUCCGCUAUCUAGCGGCGCGCUGCCAUUCAGAUACCCGUCUAGCUACACGAGGCUUCGUCCUUAGGGCUGGCUUGGCCGAAAAGAACAAACGUCCGUCGAGGAGGCCUCCUCCCAAAACAGGGCAUUUCCGCCAAGUGCCUCGCUCUUCGGACGGCUUGCCGAGAAGACGCGCAAUCGUCCUUGACUGCGAGAUGGUGCAAGUGGAAGCUGGGCGUCGAGAGCUUGCCUUCCUAACUGCAAUUGACUUUUUGACUGGCGAGGUGCUCAUCGACAACUAUGUGCAGCCGAAAUCGAAAGUUGUGAACUGGGAUUCGCGAUUCAGCGGGGUCACUUGUCUUGCCAUGAACAAAGCUGUCAAGAAAGGGACGGCGUUGAAUGGCUGGGAAGGAGCACGCUCGAAGUUAUGGCAGUUCAUGGAUAGCGAGACUGUUCUUAUCGGUCACUCUCUCAACAAUGAUCUCGAUGUCUUGGGUAUCAUUCACUGGAAUAUUGUCGAUUCUUCCAUCAUCACCAGCGAAGCGGUCUUUUAUACUGUACACGCAACUGAGUCGCUCAACCGCACAUGGAGUCUGAAGACUCUUGCUAGUGAAUUGGUCAACUACGAUAUUCAAGCUGGAAAACAGGGCCACAGUGCCCUUGAAGAUGCACAUGCAACACGAGAUAUCGUCAUUUGGUGUCUGAGAUACCCGGAGCACUUGAAGGUGUGGGCGGACAAUGCCCGGGAACAGGAAGCCGUGCGCGUGUACGAGAGGGAGUUGAAGAAGGCCACGGAGGAGGAGGCGAAGGAACAAAAGAGAAAGAACGAGAUGGAGUUCAAGUUCCAAAUGAUAUCCCGCGACCUUCCUGGUCUGGAUAUUUAUGACAUUGGUCUAUCUGAUGAUGAGCCAAUUAAUACUACUGAUUCUUCGGACGAAGAUGUCGGUGAUGAGGACCUUCGAUACGAGCGUGUGAGCAUUGAAGCGGCGGCCGCUUCAUUCUUUUGA
This is a messenger RNA of Penicillium paradoxum, 1731 nucleotides long. Its product is annotated as 3'-5' exonuclease. The transcript has a single exon. The record is from RefSeq and is a predicted model, not a curated record. Gene Ontology annotation, molecular function: nucleic acid binding; exonuclease activity. Bases 1 to 1731 code for a protein of 576 amino acids. Gene Ontology annotation, cellular component: nucleus. Lineage: Eukaryota; Fungi; Ascomycota; Eurotiomycetes; Eurotiales; Aspergillaceae. Gene Ontology annotation, biological process: ribosomal large subunit assembly; rRNA processing.